AAUUAAUUUUUGAAAGAAUGAAUAGUAGCCUCGUCGACCUUGGUUCAAGCCCGGCGGUGUUUCUUUUCCAUAGCCUCGUCAAUCUUCGAUCCUAAGAAACCGACCUACGUCUUCCUUCCUCCAUUUUCUAUCUCCUUUUUCUCCCAUUUCCAUUUCUCAAAAAAGCGACAAAGCUGCACUGAGAUAUCCUGACGAAUUAGGGCUAAUCGUUUUCGCAUAAUUCGAUUUGAUCUCUCUGUGUUUCGACAAUGGCGGGGAGGUCGAGAUCAUCGAUGACGAUGACCGUCACAAACACGCCGGCCAAAGAUCUCGCGUAUACGAAUUGCGCAUAUGUUUCCCCUUCCGAUUUUCGUCAAUUUGCUGUUCCUGGAUCCAAUCUCGCUCUCGCACUUGUUGGUGACGUGUUCGUUCUGUCUAUAGCAUAUCCUUCUCAUAUUAAUCAUCACUUGAACAACUGGAACUGUGGGCAAAUUGGUCUUAAUGCCAUCCAACGACGCCAUGCAAGAGUUUCUACUGGAGAUCCAGUAUCUGUUAGCAGGUUUGUCCCACCUGAAGAUUUCAACAUUGCCUUACUUACCCUCGAGUUGGAAUUUGUAAAGAAAGGGAACAAAGAAGAACAGGUUGAUGCUAUUGUUUUAGCUCAAAAGAUACGUGAAAGAUUUAUAAACCAGGUUAUGACAGCUGGACAAAGGGUGACUUUUGAGUUUAUCGGCAAUGGUUAUAUCUUCACAGUCACCCAAGUUGCUGUGGAAGGUCAAGACAAAACAGACAUUGAAAGAGGCAUGCUUUCAUCUGAUUCAUACAUUGUCUUUGAAGCCUCAAACUCUAGUGGAAUAAAGAUAAUGAAUCAACGUGAGGCUGCUAGCAGCAAUAUCUUCAGACACAAGGAGUUUAACCUUCAAUCAUUGGGCAUAGGUGGUUUGAGCAAUGAAUUUGCAGAUAUCUUUAGAAGAGCUUUUGCCUCUAGGGUUUUCCCUCCACAUGUGGCAAGCAAAUUGGGUGUAAAGCAUGUUAAGGGAAUGCUGUUAUAUGGUCCACCUGGCACUGGGAAGACUCUAAUGGCUCGUCAAAUUGGAAAGAUGUUAAAUGGAAGAGACCCAAAGAUUGUAAAUGGGCCUGAAGUGUUGAGUAAAUUUGUUGGUGAGACUGAGAAAAAUGUAAGGGACUUAUUUGCUGAUGCUGAACAAGAUCAAAGAUCACGAGGGGAUCAAAGUGACUUACAUGUCAUCAUUUUCGAUGAAAUUGAUGCAAUUUGCAAGUCUAGAGGUUCUACUAGGGAUGGGACAGGGGUGCAUGAUAGCAUUGUGAAUCAGCUCCUUACAAAGAUAGAUGGUGUGGAAGCACUGAACAAUGUGUUGCUCAUUGGUAUGACAAACAGAAAGGAUCUGCUAAGCUCUUUUGAGGCCUGGUCGUUUAGAAGUCCAAGUGGAAAUCAGCCUUCCAGAUGA
This is a messenger RNA of Lactuca virosa, 1448 nucleotides long. NCBI's taxonomy places the organism in Eukaryota, Viridiplantae, Streptophyta, Magnoliopsida, Asterales, Asteraceae. The record is from the annotation of a GenBank genome assembly.